AUGGAACCCCCAAGGAUAAUGGAGUCCAAUCAUCGACCAGAUGCAAUGCGACCAGAGCCUGGUUCAACUUUGAUUGUAAUUCAUGAUUUUUCUGCCCGCAGUUCUGAUGAGCUCAGCUUAUCAAAAGGAGAUCGUGUCGAACUCAUAGAGAGAGAUGAUGAAUUUGGAGACGGAUGGUACCUUGGAAGGAGUUUGGUAAACGGAUCGAGUGGUUUAUUCCCAGAAGUCUAUACCCGAUUAGCUCCUCGUGGAAACCCUUCCCAUCCAAAUCUUUCAACAAUUUCGAUGUCGCAACCCGGUGUUCUGCAAAAUCCGCUGCCUCAACCAUCCCUUCAAAAGCCUUUCCAACCGAUUGCGCAGAGCCCUUCUGGUGAGACGACAGCUCUGCCCGAGACCUCAGGAGACAUUCCAGAUAUCCUAUCUGCAGUGAGUGCGAGUUCGGCUGCGAAAUCUCACGUCCACGGUCAGGAUAGUCCAGUCAUGAACGAAACUUUGAGUGUGAUUGAUGAGCACAUAAUAGAUAUGAACCAUAUCGUUGGUUCUGUACCGAAAUCGAUCAAUGACUCAGGAAGUGAAUAUAGUAGCCAUCACAAUGACGCACGAAUGUCAUAUAUCAAUGGUGAGGAAACGGAUGAAGAAGAGGAAGACGUACACACUCUUGACGAGGUUAAUAUAUGGACACCCGAGCAAGUCGCAGAGUACUUGUUUACCGUAGGAGUUGACAAGAAGCACUGUGAAGUGUUUCGGGAUCAAGAAAUCACUGGGGAUGUCCUUUUGGGCAUGGACCAAACAUCGGUUUUCUUGAAGGAAUUUGAAUUAGGUUCUGUUGGACGAAGACUCAAAACAUGGCAAAAAAUAAAAGCCCUCCAGGACGAAGUAAAUGGUGAAACGCCAACAAGAAGGAACACUGGUACAUAUGCUGGUAGUGAAAUUGGUUCUGAGGAUGGCGGCCGCCGCAUUCGUAGUGGUGCUUCAUCAACAAUGCUACCAAGAAACCUCAGUUUGAGUAACCGGCCUGGGUCAUCAUCAAAUAAUAUUCGGCAAUCUCAUCAGCGUCCCUCAAGAAACGACUCUGUCACAACCUCAUCUCCAAUAUCUCCCAAAACCCCGCAAGGCAGUCCAAGAGUUCCAGGGGAGAAGAGACCUUCUGCUGCAUCAAUCAGGGAUUUACAUCACUCUAGACAAAGUUCUGUUGGUGAAUUUAGUACCACUAAUUCACUCAUGAGUACAAUUGCAGCAGAUAAACCCCAAGGUGUAUCUUCACACCGGAAACAAGCCUCAUUUAACAAAGAUUGGUCACUUGGUGAUGCGACAUCCGCCAUAUCCCAACGACCUUUAUCUUCGAAUCGCCCGUUAUCGUCGGCUGGUCUCACGGAGAUUACCACCAAGGGAUCUGCUGAUCAGCCAUCUGAAAUUAUAGCCCCCCCAACUAAUUUAGAUAUUGAUCGAGGUUAUUUUUCGGGUGGUGAAUUGGAGGGUCGGCAGAGGAACGUGCUACGCAAGAGAGGUAGCACAGCUGGACACUCUAGAAACUCUAGUUACACUGAUGAGCAAAGAUUAAGGACUGCAACAACAAAUUCAAGACAUUCAAGAUUUGGUAGCGUCGAUUCAGUGAGAGAGACGACACCACCUACCGCAGCACAAAAAUAUUACGGCUUAUCUGUAAAUGGUCGUCGAAGAACCCCCUCUGAAAGUUCCGUCAAUUCACCUCCUCGACCAGUACCACCCCCGAAGGACGAUUUUCCACUCGUUACCAGGCUUCAACCAGAAAGAUCUAUGGAUAGUAUAAUGUCGCCCAAAUCACCAAGUCUCCAACAAAAUUACCCUAACGAUCGAUUGUUACCUGUUAAACCCACAGGAUCCUCUAGCCAUUUCAGCAUGCGCGCAAUAUCUGAUGCUGUCACCGGCCGUGAGAAAUCCCGUAUUACUUCACCAACAGACACGGUAUCAUCUUCAACAAAAGAAUCCCCACUUCAAUCGCCUUCAAGAACUGGUUCGAGCACACCUUCAGCUGGCCCAAGCUUUGAACUCGAUCCUGCCGAUGAUAAGACGGCUAUGAUUAAUCCAAAGGCAACGAGAAAGAAGUCCAAGAAGGAAACUAGUGCCUAUACGCGGGGACUCGAAAAGAAAACGCCUCAGGAACAGAUGGUCGGUGCAGAUUAUAGUGGAUGGAUGAAGAAGAAAAGUUCAAAUCUUAUGACAACAUGGAAGCCUAGACUUUUUGUGUUGAAGGGCCGCCGCCUGUCAUAUUACUACUCCGAGACCGAUGAUCAAGAGAAAGGAUUGAUCGAUAUUUCAUUCCAUCGAGUCUUGCCAGCCGACACUGAUCGCCUUACUGGUCUGCAUGCCACUCUCACCGGUGCAACGAAUAGCCCUACAAGUCCUAUCAAUGCACAAGGAACUAUUGCAUCAGCGGAGGCAGAUGCCGAACCAGAAUCCACAUUAAGCAAAAGUGGCGGUGAUUCUAUGUUCAUUUUCAAACUUGUACCGCCACGAGCUGGUCUUUCCAGAGCUGUCAACUUCACCAAACCUACCGUGCACUACUUUGCAGUGCCAAAUAUCAAACAGGGUAGAUUAUGGAUGGCUGCACUAAUGAAAGCUACCAUUGACCGAGACGAUUCCAAACCUAUAACUACAACUUAUCAACAAAAGACCAUUUCUCUUGCAAAAGCCCGACAAAUGCGACACCGUCCUCCAGCACUUAUGAACCUUGAUGAAAAAGUCGAAGAGGAGACUUUGAAGACUCCGGCAAGCGAUAAGCAUGGUCUAAAUAUACAUGGUAUCAUCUUCGAUCGCGACGAGGGUGAUAGUGGUGUUUCUGGGGUUUCGAAACGAGAGAGUGCGAAUACAGGGACUAGUCGUGUACCGGAUAGUGCGGGCAUAAGUAACACCUAUUCGCCAGAUACCGAUGUUGCAGAACCACAAACUGCUUAA
Botrytis fragariae is the source of this 2934-nucleotide messenger RNA. Its product is annotated as putative sam domain-containing protein. The transcript has 4 exons. The coding region runs from base 1 to 2934 and encodes 977 amino acids. Gene Ontology annotation, molecular function: protein binding. Gene Ontology annotation, cellular component: plasma membrane. The record is from RefSeq and is a predicted model, not a curated record. Lineage: Eukaryota; Fungi; Ascomycota; Leotiomycetes; Helotiales; Sclerotiniaceae. Gene Ontology annotation, biological process: actin cytoskeleton organization.